CACUCCGGCGGUCCGGCGUCCGCCGUCGCGCUGGCGUCACCGGACGGGAGCCGCCUCCAUCCGGGAACUUGACACGCGCACUCGUUCUUCAUCAUGGCGGCGUCAGCUAAGAAGAAGAAUAAGAAGGGGAAGACCCUCACCUUGACUGACUUCUUGGCAGAGGACAGCGGGGGAAGCGCGCAUGUCAGUUACCCACCUCCGAAACCCACCAGCUGGGCAGAUGAGACAGAUGACUUGGAGGGAGAUGUUACCACCUCCUGGCACACAGAGGACGAUGUGUAUCGUGCUCCCCCCAUUGAUCGCUCUAUACUGCCAACGGCGCCUCGCGCAGCCCGCGAGCCCAACGUCGAUCGCUCCCGCCUCCCCCGCAGCCCCCCCUACACCGCCUUCCUGGGUAACCUCCCCUACGACGUCACAGAGGACUCCAUCAAAGACUUCUUUCGUGGACUCAGCAUCAGCGCAGUCCGUCUCCCGCGGGAACCCAGUAAUCCAGAGCGACUGAAAGGCUUUGGCUACGCAGAGUUUGAUGAUGUGGAGUCUCUGCUGCGUGCGCUCAGUCUUAAUGAGGAGAAUUUAGGAAAUCGCAGAAUCCGUGUGGAUAUUGCAGAUCAGUCAAAUGAGAAAGAGAGGGACGACCGCUCCAUGUCUGGGCGAGACCGUAACCGUGGUGGAGGGGACUUUGGGCCAGAUAAAACAGACAGUGAUUGGCGGGCGAGGCCGAGUUCCGAUGCAGAUGAAGGACCACGGCGUGAUGACAGCUACGGUGAACGAUCCCGAGACCGCUAUGAGUCAGACCGGUUCCGCGAUGGCCCACGGCGGGACGAUCGCUACGACAGUGGCCGAGACAGAUAUCGGGAUCGCUAUGAUGACCGCGACCGUAAAGACUUUGACAGAGGCUUUGAUUCUCGCAGUGGGGGGCGUCGACCAUUCGGCAGCGGUUUCCGGCGUGAUUAUGAUGACCGGCGGGAUGACUACCGAGGCAGUGGAGAUCGAUACGGCGACCGCUACGGAGAUCGAUACGGUGACCGUGAAGACAAAUGGGAAGAAAAACGUGAAGAAAGAGGCCCCCCUCAGAGACCCAAGCUGAAUCUGAAGCCACGCAGCGUUCCUAAAGAGGAGGCUCAGAGUACCACCACUUCUGCCCCUUCCAGCCGAUCAGCCUCUAUUUUUGGUGGUGCUAAGCCAGUGGACACGGCGUCUAAGGAGAGGGAGGUAGAGGAGAGACUGAAGAAGGAACAGGAGAGACUGCAGCGACAGUUGGAGGAAGACAAGGGGAGAGGACCUGAACGCAAACCCAGAGAGAGACAUCCCAGUUGGAGAAGCGAGGACCAACCAACAGAACGCUCACGAACAGGAAGUGAGUCUUCACAACCAGGAACUACCACAAGCAGAGUUUCUCGGCGUCGGGAAAGCGAGCGCUCCGUGGAGAACGAGGUUUUCAGUGGGCGUGAGGAUGAGCCACCAUCACCAGGAAGCUACACCCCCACUUCCAAGCCAGAGGGACUCCCCCUUAAGGUGGUUCCUGCCCCACCCCCUAAAGAGAACGCCUGGGCAAAGAGGAGCGCUAUGAGUACCAGCUCAAAUGAGGGUGAACCCAAACCUGCAGUCUCCCCCAGCAGCUCUGCUCCACCCAAAAGCUCUACAAGCUCAGCCGAUGAGAGAGCUCCCCAGAGAGGUAAAGAUGAGAACAAAGCGGAUGGUGUGCGUCGGGACAGGGGCCCCUCGCGGGGCCGUGGUGGGGCCUCAGGUCCUGGAACAGGGAGAGGUCGUGGGGACGCGGCCAGCCGAGAUCGGCGGAAGGAAGCGGACAGAAAGGAUGUCAGAAGAGAGCGAGAUCUCAGACCAGCACCAGAGCCAAAGAAAUAUGAGGAACCUCCCAGUCCUGCAGGGAUCCAGAGCAUGGCAGCAGGCAGCAGGGUAGUGGAGAGCCAGGCUAGGUGGCAACAGGACAGACCAGAAGGGACAAGGCAUCCUGAUACAUGGAAAAGAGAGAAAACACAAAGGAAGAUAAAACAAAGGGGUGGAGAGGAUUUUGUCAAAAAGCACUGGUAAGUACACACAGCAGGAAGGCCCUGAUCAAGGGAAAGCAGGCACCGGCACCCAACCACCAAUCAUUAUUAGCAUUGUCAAGAUUAAUGUAAGGCUUCUGCUGUGUUAGUUUAACAGUUAUUUGUUAUGUACUGUAAAAUGCUACAAAUCUAUCCUGCUUGGCGUUGUAUAAUUCUUUGCUUUUUACAGACAAGUUUUUUUUUUUUUUAAAUGCUAUUAUUCUACAUAGUUAAAGGAACAAUCAGUAAUAAAUGCAAGCGAGUGUGGGAAAUUGCUACAGUUUUGUGACCCACCCCACUCCUCCUUAGAUGCAAAUUUCAUGUGGGUUGCAAUAUUGGCACACAAAGUGGUAAGUGACGACAAGGCAUCCUCUGUAUCUGAUCGGUGAGUAUAUUUAAGUUUCAGUGUCCAAAAUGCCCGUCUCUACUUUGCAACCAUACUGAAGCUCAGUGAUUACCUGUUCAGCUGAGAAAUAGCAAGGUUCCCUGUUUCCACAACUGCAGCACAUUGUUUUUGUGCUGUUGUCUGUGCCUGGCAACCCUGGGUGUGGAAAUGGCACUAUGGGAUAUAGCUGUGGGCAGAUUCAGAGGAUACAUCCUACACAGAUUACCGUGACAGACCACACACUUCAAAUUAGAACAUACUGGCUGAAGGUCUGCUGAAACCAGCUGUUGGUGCUUUAACACAGCAUGUUUCCUUAAUAUCUGAUGAUACAUCCUUAUCAUGUUAUGCGUUACUACAAAAAAUAAUCCUGAAUGGUCCUUUAAGAAAUACAGCUCUGGGAAAAACGUGAGACCACUUCAGUUUCUGAAUCAGUUUCUCUGAUUUUCCUUUUCAUAGGUAUAAAUUUGAGUAAAAUGAACAUUGUUGUUUUAUUCUAUAAACCACAGACAAUAUUUCGCGCAAAUUUCAAAUACAAAUAUUGCUAUUAAGAGCAUUUAUGCAGAAAAUGAGAAAUGGCUGAAAUAAUAAAACUUUCAAAACAAUUCAGAGCUUUCAGACCUCAAAUAAUGCAAAGAUUUAGAAAUCAAUAUUUGGUGGAAUAACUCUAGUUUUUAAUCACAGUUUUUAUGCAUAAUUGGCAUGUUCUCCUCCACCAGUCUUACACACUGCUUUUGGAUAUCUUUGCCACUCCUGUUGCAAAAAUUUAAAGCAGUUCAGCUUGGUUUGUGGUUUGAAAUUUGGUAAAAAUCAAUAAUUUUUAAGUGGUCUCAUUUUUUUUUCCCCAGAGCUGUAUAUAAGCAGUCUAGUAUUCAGACUGAGGAGCUCACUUUCUAAUCACUGGCACAAAGGGAAAGUAUGUAUACAAUAAAAAUGAUUUAUAGUAAAAGUAAAACUUAAACAUUGCUGGUAACAAUACCCCAGGGGCCUCAUGUACUAAAGGUGUGUACGCACAAAAACAUUGCGUAUGCCAUAUUUCACGCUCACGGUCUGAUGUACUAAAUUUGACUUGAACGUGAGAAAGUGCGUUCCCUCACGGCACUUUUGUUUCGGGCGUACGCCUGUUUUUUAUACGUAAGUAUUGCGUUUUUGUCAUUUGGCGACACUUAGAGGCGAUGCAUUGAAAUUACAACUAUUUAGAUAUCCUUUAUGCACACAUUGUAGUAAGCAUUAUUGGGUAAUAUAAAGUAAAUUAAUCAGACAAUUUCAUUGGCUUACUGAAAUAAUCGUUCAGUGCUUUUCCACUUAGCCUACAUCAUAUAAACAUGCAUAAAAAGUUUGCGCUGGAGUUGUUGGAGAUGGCAACGUUGGCAUUCUUGGAAAAUACUGCUAAUGGCCAAAUUCAUUGAUAGUGCAUUUUCCCUGACCAUUAUGUUUUUUUGGCCCAUGAUGAUGACUGGCUUAUAAGCCGUUUUAGAUUUCCAAGAGGAUAAGACAAGCUGCAUGCGUGACGGGUGGCUUCUUGGUAAGCAACUCAUUUAAAGCAUUUAAAAGAAAUCAUUUAUUAUCCAUCUUAGAAUAAUACAGUUUAAAACAUUGGGUAAUUAUUAGUUAUUACGCUACGCGUAUAUAAUGUUAAUAAUAAUUAUUAUUAUAACAUUAUACUCUGCGUAAUUGAGGGAGGAGACAUGGCAUGUGUGAUGUUUUCGUGCAUUUGCGCUUGAUUUCAGGUUGAUUGCAGUGUACUAUGAGAAAGUACUUUGAAUUCUGCCUACGCACGGUUUGAUAAAUCCGGAUUUUUUUUUGCGUAUGGCAUUUUUUAGGUCUGAGCGUACGGAACAUUUUAGUAGGAAGUCCACGCAAGUCUUAGUACAUGAGGCCCCAGAUCUAUCCAUGCUUGAGAGAAGAGUUGUUCACGUUCAGAGUUGUUUGCAGGAUGUUCAACCUUUUACCCUGCACGAAUAAUACAAUGGGAUGCUUUUAGUGCUGUAGUGGGUAAAAGGCACAAAUCUAAAAUAUGCAAGAAAAAUGUAUGCAAAAAUAAAGCUGAAUUGUGGCCAAGAAUCUUUGGAAUUAUAGUUGGCUGCAUCUUCAUUGAAAUAAAGAACACUGGGUUUCCUCUCCUUACAAAAUGAUCUACCAGCUGGGCAUCCUCAUGGUCUCCUGUAGUGUGUAAAAUAUUUUUGGAGCAUUGGCAGCCCCUGCUGCAUCUCAGAGGUAUUAUAAAUUUGUGCUCAGGGCAAACCCAUGUCAAACUGGAAUGAAAUAAGCAAACUGAAUAAAAUGUGGUUAACCAGAGGUGGAGUAACAGACAUUCAAAGUUGCACAAAUUAAUUUCAGGGAUUUGGACGCCCCUAGUUCCCCUCUCUCUCUCUCUCUCUCUCUCUCUCUCUC
Messenger RNA from Astyanax mexicanus (Mexican tetra), 4824 nucleotides. It is a transcript of the gene eif4ba, whose product is annotated as eukaryotic translation initiation factor 4Ba. Lineage: Eukaryota; Metazoa; Chordata; Actinopteri; Characiformes; Acestrorhamphidae. Gene Ontology annotation, molecular function: RNA binding. Bases 94 to 2052 code for a protein of 652 amino acids. The transcript is spliced from 15 exons. The record is from RefSeq and is a predicted model, not a curated record.